GGUCACAUUGUCGGCUGAUAAUUGAAAAAUUAGUGGAAAAAAUCAAAUUGGGCUAGAGAAUGUGCUUAAAGUUACUUAUUUUCACGGCGCUUUUCGCCCUAGUUAACUGCGAGGUUGUCAUUGGCCAGGAUGAACUGGUGGACGAGAUCUCCGGCCUGUACACAAUCGAAGGACGAGUUUCCCCUCCCGAUUCCAUUUUUCCACCGGCUCAAGGUGGACGAGGUGCUCCGGAGAACAAGGAUAUUCCCAAGUGGCAAACGGAGGUUACCCUAUCCAUCAAUGACGGCGAGUUCAAGGGAUUCGUCCGCGAGGAUGGUCAAUUCAUGAUUAGCGGAGUUCCCUCCGGAAGCUAUAUCCUGGAUGUCCACCACCCAGAUGUGUUCUAUGAGCCGGUGCGCGUCGAGAUCAAUCCGAAGGGAAAGUUCCGAGCUCGCAAAGUGAACUUUGUCCAGCCGGCUCAAAUUAUGCAGGUGCCCUAUCCACUGCGUGUGAAGCCCCUGAUGCCUUUCAAGUAUUUCCAGACCAGAGAGCAGUGGAAGAUUACCGACUUCCUGUUCAGCCCUAUGGUGCUGAUGAUGGUCCUGCCCCUACUGCUCAUGUUGGUCCUUCCCAAGAUGAUCAACGAUCCUGAGACCAAGAAGGAGAUCGACAAUUUGCAGUUCCCUAAGAUGGGCAACGACAUGCCCGAAAUCAGCGAAAUGCUAACAUCUCUGCUGACUGGCAAACAGCCCGAACCCAAGGAGAAAAAACCCGCUCCGGCCGCGAGGCAGACCAAGAAGCGCAAGGAACAGUAGAUCGUGUUUAGCCUUAAGCCAAAAAAGAGCCAUCGAGCUCAACUUAAGUCAGUUUGAGUAAAUAGUACAUUUUCAUUAUAA
Molecule: messenger RNA, 875 nt
Organism: Drosophila eugracilis
Lineage: Eukaryota; Metazoa; Arthropoda; Insecta; Diptera; Drosophilidae
Gene: EMC7
Product: ER membrane protein complex subunit 7 homolog
Exons: 4
Coding region: 60-794 (244 amino acids)
Cellular component (GO): EMC complex
Molecular function (GO): carbohydrate binding
Source: RefSeq, a predicted model, not a curated record